Messenger RNA from Octopus bimaculoides (California two-spot octopus), 4467 nucleotides. RefSeq lists its product as uncharacterized. Lineage: Eukaryota; Metazoa; Mollusca; Cephalopoda; Octopoda; Octopodidae. Gene Ontology annotation, biological process: regulation of transcription by RNA polymerase II. Gene Ontology annotation, molecular function: DNA-binding transcription factor activity, RNA polymerase II-specific; RNA polymerase II transcription regulatory region sequence-specific DNA binding; protein dimerization activity. The record is from RefSeq and is a predicted model, not a curated record.
AAUCAACUUUAUUUUCGACAGGUGGAAUUAACCGGUAACAGCAUUUACGAGUAUAUCCACCCAGCUGAUCACGAUGAAAUGACAGCGUUACUCACCCUUCCACACGCUUAUCACACCCAUAUACUGCAAGAUAUUGAAAUUGAUCGUUCGUUUUUUCUAAGAAUGAAAUGUGUUUUAGCCAAGCGAAAUGCAGGCUUGACUUCUGGUGGAUACAAAGUGAUUCAUUGUAGUGGCUACUUGAAAAUCAAGCAAUACACAAUGGAUAUUUCACCAUACGACGGAUGCUACCAAAAUGUCGGUCUGGUAGCUGUCGGCCAUUCACUGCCACCUAGCGCUGUAACAGAGAUUAAAAUGUUUAACAAUAUGUUUAUGUUCAGAGCCAGUUUAGACUUGAAGCUAAUAUUUCUAGAUGCCAGGGUUGCACAACUGACGGGUUAUGAACCGCAAGAUCUGAUCGAGAAGACAUUAUACCAUUACAUACACGCCUGUGAUAUUCUCCAUAUGAGAUACUCCCACCAUACACUUCUUCUGAAAGGUCAGGUGACCACAAAAUACUACCGGUUCUUAGCCAAAGGAGGCGGCUGGGUAUGGAUGCAGAGUUAUGCCACAAUUGUACACAACAGUCGCUCUUCUCGGCCACACUGCAUUGUCAGCGUAAACUACGUGCUCAGUGACAUAAAGAAUAAAGAUGUCCCGAUCCAGUUGGAACAAACGUUAACCCAUACCAACUCAAACUACGCUUCCACAAGUGAACGCAGCACCCCACGUAUGGCCAAAGUUCGAAGCAAUCGAAUCAAGGCUCGUCGAUCACCCUACCCCCAUUUGUCCGAUGGCUCUGACUACAGCAAUGACUACUCAGAAAGACAGACCACCACUUAUGACUAUAUCCCAGACAUGUCGAUGCCAGUGCAGGGUUACCAAAGCGUUAUGUACCAACACCCGCACGAAAGCAUGGAUCGCUACAACAGCCUCUAUACGUCACCCUAUUCUCACCCGGCAAGCAUGGGCAUGUACAGGGACAGCGCAUGUGUCUAUCCAUACCAAGCCCACCAAAGAUAUUUCGACGACCCUAGCCCUUACAGGACUUACGAAGAACGUUAUUAUUCUAACAGGGAUACUUCAAACUAUCAGGGGUUUGUGGGUUCCACUCAACCAAUUCUUGAAGCUAAUCCAACUCCAACUCUACGGUUGGGACUCGGUGAGAAUGAAGCUGGGCGCGAGAACUACCGUCAGACAGACAGUUCGCAAUCGUCUUCAGCUAUUCAGCAGUAUGACUAUCGGACGACUGGUGCAUGUUCGGGGAACAGCUCUCAAGAUGCUGCGUCUUCUAGCUACAAUGCACCUAGUAAUAUGACAGGCAGCAAUAGCUAUACGGCUCCGUAUAGCAACCGGUCUGAAUCGUCUGCCUCUGAAGUCGACGUUGUGAAUGAAGAAUUCGAUAAACGCCACACGUCCAUUCAUUCUCACAGACCAACUGACCGACUCUCGACAGCAGGUGGUAACAGUAACGGAACAACUACCGCCAUUGUCGUUCCCGCUGUAGUUUCUUCUUCCUCCUCUUCUUCUUCUUCUGUUUCUGCUUCCAUUAACGGAACCGGAAGUUCUAAGUACGAAACGCUGUUGGAUGCUUCCCAUUUAGUGAAGGAAGAGAGCUACAAACCGCAGCCCACGGACCAACAGCAUUCGGCCAACGCCCAGCUAAACCCUAAUAUCUCUUCCACCCAGCGGGACUCGGUUCAUCAAUCUGUGAUCAUGCGCAGACAGUCGAAUCAAACGUACCACGUGGGUAAAGAUCCGAGGAGUGGUGGCAACAACAGCGCCAAUAAUACGACUAGCGGCAGGAAUAGUGUUGGUAGCAGCAAUGGCAAUACAGGGGGCAGCAGCAGUACGGCAAACAGCCACACGCACCAUAAUAGCAACCCUCACAGCCAACAGCACCAGCAGCACCAUCAACACCACAAUAAUAACCAACAGCAACACCACCAUCACCAGCAGCAGCAGCAAUCACAUCAUCAGCAGCAGCAACAGCAGCAGCAGCAGCAGCAGCAGCAACUCCACUCACAUCAUCAUCACCAAGCACAACACCAACAGCACCACCAGCACAGACAACAGCAUUCACAUUUACAAAGCAGUAACAUAAACAGCAACAACACUAACAACAACAACAUCUCGAGCCACAGCACGAGUAAUCAUAAUAUUAUAAUUAGCAACAACAACAACAACAACAACAACAACAACAGCAACAACAACAACAACAACAACAACAAUAAUAAUAAUAACAGUACUAAUCACAACUCGACAGCCCCAGCCUCCUCAUCGGCAUCCUCUUCAUCAGCAUUAGAGUCAGCAACAUUAUCAUUAUCACUAUCAUCAUCAUCGUCUUCUUCUUCUUCCUCUUCUUCCUCCUCCUCGUCUUCUUCCUCCACCUCUUCCUCCUCGGUGGUGGCCGUGGGUGAUUACGACAUGUCCCAGCAUGUCUACCUUAAAUCACAUCCAUCGAUGGCCAACAACACCACGCUACAUCACCACCACCAACAACAACACCAACAACACCAACAACAACAACAGCACCAACAUCACCAGCAGCAGCAGCAGCAGCAACACCACCAUCAACAACAACAACAACAGCAACACCACCAUCAUCAUCACCACGAGGAACUGAAAAGGUCAGCUGCUGCUACUGCUGCAGCGGCGGCGGCUGGGACGGUCGUCGUUGGCGUUGGUGACCCCACGGCCCAGCCGACGGUGUCAACGGUGCUGUCCGACGGUGUCAUCGCCCCAAACCUGACGCCGAACGGCGGCGGCGGCGCCGGCGUUCUUGCGACAGCGACAGCAUCGCCAACAACAGCAGCAACGUCGGUGACGUCAGCGACGUCGGUGAGCGCACACAAGCUGUUGGAUAUGCGUUCACUGCAAGAGAAGUCGUUAGCAGCGGCGGCUGCGGCGGCUGCUGCCGCGGCCGCUGCUGCUGAACAGGACGCUUACACCACUUGCCUGAAAGCCGCCUGCGGCUACGACGGCUACGCUCAAGCUGGUAUAUACCAGUCGGCGCCCAUUCAGCCGCAACGCCCCUAUCCUAUGAUUCCUCAGGCAGGUUAUACGAGUGUCAUUGUCGAUGCACAGCAAUACCAAAUGGCAAAUGGCUACGUUCACUGAGCAACAGACAUCCGGUUUCACACGAGCAGCGGCAACAGCAGCAGCAGCAGCAGCAGCAGCGCCCCCUACAUAAUGGUGCAGAGCCUUUCUUCCUCCAUUAUAUACAUACGCGCGCGCACACACAUAUAUACAUACACAUAUAUACACACACAUAUAUAUAACUAUAUUUGUGCGCAUAUAUAUAUAUAUAUAUAUAUAUAUAUAUAUAUAUAUACAUACAUGCAUACAUAAUACAUACAUACAUAUGUAUGUUUAUAUAUAUAUAUAUAUAUAUAUAUAUUUAUGUAUAUGUGUGUGUGUGCAUGCAUGUGUCAAUGUAUGUAUGUAUGCAUGUAUGUAUGGAUGGAUGGAUGGACGGAUAAACGGAAGAACGUGAAGACAGACGAAGAAAGUUAUUCAAAUUCUGGAGAUAAGACAACACAAGGUGAAACCAAGAAACAGAAAUAUGGAAAAGUUUUAUAAAACAAUCAAAACAAAUAAAUAACGAUAAAAAAAACGCUGCGACAAGGAAGAAGAACAACAAUAAUUCUAAUGAUUCAUAAAAUUUGAAGUCUCUCGGGGUUGAAUAAAAGGCGAUGAGCGGAACCCCAAAAAGUGGAAUGAAAAAAAAUUAAUAAUAAUCAUUUGUACAUUUGAAAUUAAUUAAAAGGAACGUAAAGGAAAUGAUUAUUAAUUGAAAACUGAAACAUUAAUAAUUAUAAUUAUUAAAAAAAAUUAACUGACAUUGUGGUCUUUGUGCAGAUUAAUAUUGUUGAUGCUGGGGAGGAGAAUAACGAUGGACAUACGACAUGGAAGCGUGUUUGUGUGUCUGAAGUGUCAUAAUCCAACAUGGCGGUGAAAAUGGGAGAUAAAUAUUGCAAGGGAGAUAAAUAACUGUAAGAAGAAAGUGAGAUGAUUAACGAUAAUAGAAAAAAACAAAGGAGUAAGGGAUACGUAAAUAAAAGAGUCAAACUCCACCAAUCAAAUAUCUGAUCUUGAUGAAAAACUACGUUGAUGAUAAUAAACCAAUGAAUAAAACACAAUAAAAAUAUAAUAAAACAAAUAUCUCCAGAAGAGAAGAGCGACAAAAAAAAUUUAUUGUAAUUAUUAUUAUAUUGAUAUUAUUAUUAAUAUUAUGUCGCUUAGAAUUUAUAUAAAUGUAACUGAAAAUAAAGAAUUUUAAUAAACAAAAUGAAAAUAAGCAAAUAUCAACCACAAGAAUAACAAAAAGAAAAAGAAAAAGAAAUAUAUAUUGAAUUUAAAACGACAAAAAGGCGGAAAAAUAGCAAAGACAAUAUUUAAACAGAAACAAUGAAAAACUGAAAUUUUGUU